AUGUAUAACACUCAUCGCGGGAUGGUUCCCGCUCCCAACUCUCGCCUGACAGAGUUGUUGGACCAGCUCCGUCAGGAAUUUGAGAACCAAUCCAGAAGCACUGGCGAGUUUGAACACCAAUUAACCGGACAGCUGCAGGAAAUGGAAAUGAUCCGGCAAAAAAUCUUUCAGCUGGAGCAGACGCAAGUGAAGAUGAAGAACGACUAUGAAGCGGAAAUUCGAGUGCUGCGACACGAGCUUGAGUCUCGCGGUGUCCAACCCGUCUCAUCGCAUAUCACCGGCCCUGCCCAGCACACUGGCCCUUCCCAGGCGCCGCCGCCUGCCUUGGGUCAUGGUCCGAGCAACUUGUUCGGCGGUAUCAUGACCAAUCAAGGAGGUAGUGGCCCCGGUCUUGCCCCUCCCCCUCCCCAGGAUCAGCAGCCUCCCCAGCAUACUCUUCAACAACCUGCUGCCGCGGCUCAGCAAGGAGCGCCGCAACCACCACAGAGCUCGUUCGGAGGAUAUCAACCUGGUGCUGCUGUGAACGGCUAUGGACCCCCUCCUCCACCUGCUGCCUCCCCAGGUCCUGGUAAGCGGCCUCGCGCCCCUCCUGGCCCGGCUACCCCCCAGCAGACUCAUCAGCUCGCUUAUCCCGACCCACGCGUCUCCCCGCAACUGGCUCGGCCGACCCCUCCUACUCAGUCAUUGGUCCGCGAUCGCCCUGGGAACAUGCUCGCCAACUGGAACCCCGACGAGCUACCGGCUUCACAGAAGCGGGAGGGCGCUGAUUGGUAUGCUGUGUUCAACCCGGAAGUGCAGCGCGUACUAGAUGUCGAACUUGUCCAUCAUCUCGUCCAUGACAGCGUCGUCUGCUGUGUCAGGUUUAGCCGAGAUGGCAAAUACCUUGCCACUGGCUGUAACCGUCAGGCACAGAUUUACGAUGUUACUAGCGGUCAGGUUGUCGCCACUCUGCAAGACGAAACAGUCGAUAAGAACGGCGAUUUGUACAUUCGCAGCGUUUGCUUCAGUCCGGAUGGCAAGUAUCUUGCUACGGGUGCGGAAGACAAACAGAUUCGGGUUUGGGACAUCAGUUCUCGGACUAUCAAGCACGUUUUCAGUGGCCACGAGCAGGACAUCUACUCUCUGGACUUUGCGGGCAAUGGCCGCUAUAUUGCUUCCGGCAGUGGAGAUAAGACUGUCCGUCUUUGGGACAUUCUCGACGGCAAGUUAGUUUACACCCUGAGCAUUGAAGAUGGUGUGACCACUGUGGCCAUGUCACCUGAUGGUCAUUACGUCGCUGCGGGUUCCCUCGACAAGAGCGUUCGGGUCUGGGAUACGACCACCGGCUACCUUGUGGAGCGCCUGGAAAAUCCUGAUGGCCACAAGGAUAGUGUCUACUCAGUCGCAUUUGCACCCAACGGUAGAGACCUCGUCAGUGGCAGUCUCGAUAAAACCAUCAAGCUCUGGGAGCUCAAUGUUCCCCGUGGCGCGUACCCGGGGAGUGGAGUCAAAGGCGGAAAAUGUGUCCGUACCUUUGAGGGUCACAAGGAUUUUGUGCUCAGUGUUUGCUUGACCCCUGAUGGCCACUGGGUUAUGAGUGGCUCCAAGGAUAGAGGCGUCCAAUUCUGGGAUCCAAUCACUGGCAACGCACAGAUGAUGCUUCAAGGUCAUAAAAACUCAGUCAUUUCUGUGGCUCCUAGUCCCACCAACAAUCUAUUCGCUACAGGCAGCGGUGAUAUGCGGGCAAGAAUCUGGAGGGUGUUUGCGUUGCCGAAGGAUGAUCGCGUCCUUCCCCGACUCCCGCGCGCGGUUGGCUAUAACCCGAAGCAGGCUGCAAACCCUAAUGUCUUGCUGUGCACUCUGCAGGAAUAUUCACCACAAGGGAAAAGAAGAUGUAAAUUAGUCUUAUCGCUUGAGUUCCAGCACAUGGGUGCGGGAUUUGAAAAUAUGUCUUUCGUUUUCUUUGGGAGGGGGCAAAACACCCCGGGCCCCCCUUGGAGAGAUUCUGAGACUGCAUCGAGCACUGGUGUCAAGCCACGAUUCAUGUGCAGGUUUUUCCCUCCAAAGCACAUUCAAUACGAGUCUGUGUGUCCGGUAGGGACGGAAGAUCUCCAGUACGUCCAGUACAAAGUGCUGGCCCCAACUUCGCGAUGGGGUUGGUAUUUGGGGAGGGGCGAUGGGAUUAAUAUGAGUAUUUCAUGGCUGAGAUUGUUAGCACACAAGUGGCCUAGUUAG
This is a messenger RNA of Aspergillus brunneoviolaceus CBS 621.78, 2214 nucleotides long. RefSeq names its product putative transcriptional repressor TupA/RocA (gene rcoA). NCBI's taxonomy places the organism in Eukaryota, Fungi, Ascomycota, Eurotiomycetes, Eurotiales, Aspergillaceae. The transcript has 13 exons. The coding region runs from base 1 to 2214 and encodes 737 amino acids. Gene Ontology annotation, molecular function: protein binding. The record is from RefSeq and is a predicted model, not a curated record.